Hyaena hyaena (striped hyena) is the source of this 7261-nucleotide messenger RNA. It is a transcript of the gene ZNF644, whose product is annotated as zinc finger protein 644. Lineage: Eukaryota; Metazoa; Chordata; Mammalia; Carnivora; Hyaenidae. Gene Ontology annotation, cellular component: nucleus. The transcript has 9 exons. Bases 1664 to 5770 code for a protein of 1368 amino acids. Gene Ontology annotation, molecular function: RNA polymerase II cis-regulatory region sequence-specific DNA binding; DNA-binding transcription factor activity, RNA polymerase II-specific. Gene Ontology annotation, biological process: regulation of transcription by RNA polymerase II. The record is from RefSeq and is a predicted model, not a curated record.
UUUAUUAAGACAGGACUAGAAGAUUCCUCAGGAACUUUUGGUUCAUGUCAAACGUGUUAGCAACUUCUUGUUUGCUCAGUGAAGCAUGAGAAUAGCAGCACAUCAGUGUUUCUCGAAGUGUGGUGUGUGACACUCUGUCUUCAGACUCUUGGGGUGGACGCUUGUUAGAAAGGAUGAUUUCCAGAACUCUUUAGGGACCUACUGAUUCUUUGAAGGGUUAACCAGUAUCUCAAGCGCUUCUUAUAUAACCUUAAUUUGGAGACGUCUGGCAUAAUGAGUAACGCAGGGAGAAAGUGUCCUCCCCGUACUUGGAAUUUCAAAGAGUCAAACUGGGCCAAACCCAGGGCACCUUUCAGGGCAGCCUGCUCCGCUAAUUGAGUUGCCACAUUUGAUGCUUCGCCUGGCCAUCAACCAUCUCCCAACAACUGGUUCCUGUAAGAUCCAAACCUUCCUCUGCCAUUACAGUUGUGACUGGCAAUCUUGAGUUCCUUUGCUCCUUUCAUCAACAGUAGGAAAAGAAAAGGAAUUUUGGCACUCUAGUGAUUAUGGAAAUCAAAUAUGGGUCUGUUCCACCUUAAAGGGCCUAGGCUUGCCUCAGUGCUUGGGUCUUGCAGAGUUUGGGCACCACCAUAUUUGGAGCGUGCCUACUUUGGGGCGGGAACCUCCUUGAGAGUGAUUAGGUCAGCGCUGGGGGAGGUGACCUUGUUUGGUUUCUGGCACCCGAGAACAGUGGUGCACUGUUUCUGCUGCCCCCGUUUGCUUAAUUGGCCCAGGCGCUCCACCAGAGCAAAGCUGCCCUGGAGCUCCUCGCUGGCCGCCCCCGCGGCCCGCAGCUCGGUAGAGGCGGGAAAGCAGCGCGCCUGCGCCGUGGGAACCGGGGCCGGAGGCGAAAAGCGGGGAGCGGAGGGGGGCCGUUGGAGCCGAGUAGCGUACAGAGCGGCGUGUGACGCGGGGACGCCGCGCGCUCCCAACGUCGCCCCGGUUUGACGCACACGGCACCAAACUGUCUGAUUCCCUGGCCUUUGUGUCCCUGGGAGCUUAAUCUCUGCCAGAGGAAAGCAGGUGUGCUCCACUUCUCCCGUGAACCUGAAGAUGAGUUGUCCCAGACCCUUCUCAGUGAUUGGAAACUUAGGUGGUGGAGCUAAAGGUUUCUUGUUACGAGACUUCCACAGACGACUCUCGUGUUGGGAUCCAUCCAUGGUUUAGCAGCAGUAGUGGAAAACUUUUCUUGAACUGCCUAAGUAAUAUUGACAUAAACUUAGUUGUUACAAAACUUUUGUCUAGACGUCAAAUUUUGUGUGGUUAUUAAGAAGUACUCAACAAGGGGGUGAACGCAUUGGGGGCCUAAAUGAUGGCCCUGUUUUGUAUACAAGUCAAUAAUUACAACAGGAAUACCAAAACACCAUCUUUUCUUCUGGCCAGUUCUGACUAAUGCCAGGCUUGUUGCAUCUGGAUGAUAGAUUAGAUUUGCCUUAAUAGUAUAUUGCCUCUCUGCAGUAGUUUAGUUACAUUGCUUUGGUCCAAGAAGAAGGAGAGGAUUUCAAAAAAUAGACAAUUCAAGUUACUCAAAGGAAACCUGCUGUUUGCCUUCAGUGUCAUGUCUGUAGCCUUGCCAUUUCAUUUGGGAUUCUUGGAACUGUGAUCUUGUUUGAGUUAAUUUCGAAUGAGAUUGUUUUUGCAACAAGAUGUUAAUAAGACAAAAUCUAGACUAAAUGUGUUAAAUGGGCUUGCCAACAAUAUGGAUGAUUUGAAGAUAAACACCGAUGUUACUGGUGCUAAAGAAGAACUCCUAGAUAACAACAGUUUUAUCUCAGACAAAGAGAGCGGAGUUCAUAAACCAAAAGAUUGUCAAACAUCAUUUCAGAAAAAUAAUACGCUCACUCUGCCUGAAGAACUGUCAAAGGACAAAUCUGAAAAAGCCUUAAGUGGAGGCCAGUCUACUCUAUUUAUACAUGCUGGUGCUCCUACUGUUUCUAGUGAAAACUUUAUCUUGCCUAAAGGAGCUGCUGUUAAUGGACCAGUUUCACACUCCUCCUUAGCUAAGACUUCCAGUAUGAAUAAAGGCAGUGUUUCAUUAACCACUGGACAACCUGUGGAUCAGCCAACAACAGAAUCUUGUUCAACUUUGAAGGUGGCACCUGAUCUUCAGCUAUCUACACCACAGAAAGCAAAUCAACACCAAGUUUUAUUUUUGUUAUCAGAUGUAGCACAUGCUAAGAAUCCAACCCAUUCCAUUAAAAAACUACCUACCUCUGCUUCCGUUGGUUGUGACAUUCAGAAUUCAGUAGGGAGUAGUAUAAAGUCAGAUAGCACUUUAAUAAAUCAAGUAGAGGUGGGUGAGGAUAGUGAUGAUUUAUUGGUAAAAGAUGAUUGUGUCGAUACAUUAACAGGAAUUUCCUCAGGUACAGAUGAAUUUAGGUCAGAAAAUGAUACAAACUGGGAUCCCCAAAAAGAAUUCAUUCAGUUUCUUAUGACUAAUGAAGACACAGUGGAUAAAGCUCCAGUUCACUCUAAAGUAGGUCUAGAAAAAAAGAGAAAGCGAAAAAUGGAUGUAAGCAAGAUAACUCGUUAUACUGAGGAUUGCUUUAGUGAUUCGAAUUGUAUACCCAAUAAAUCAAAAAUGCUAGAAGUAGACUUUCUGGAACAGAAUGAAGAACUACAAGCAAUAGACUCACAGAAAUAUGCAUUAUCAAAAGUAAAGCCCGAGUCAACUGAUGAAGACUUGGAAUCUGUGGAUGCUUUUCAGCAUCUAAUUUAUAACCCAGAUAAGUGUGGAGAAGACAGUUCACCCGUUCAUACUAGCACUUUUCUUUCCAAUACCUUAAAAAAGAAAUGUGAAGAAAGUGAUUCUGAGUCACCUGCUACUUUCAGCACCGAAGAGCCAUCCUUCUACCCCUGUACAAAGUGCAAUGUGAAUUUUAGGGAGAAGAAGCACCUCCACAGGCAUAUGAUGUAUCAUUUAGAUGGGAAUAGCCACUUUCGCCAUCUUAAUGUCCCAAGGCCAUAUGCUUGUAGAGAAUGUGGACGGACAUUUCGAGAUCGUAACUCACUUCUAAAGCAUAUGAUUAUUCACCAAGAAAGAAGACAGAAGUUGAUGGAGGAAAUUCGUGAAUUAAAAGAACUUCAGGAUGAAGGAAGAAGUGCACGAUUACAGUGCCCUCAGUGUGUGUUUGGUACCAAUUGCCCUAAAACAUUUGUGCAGCAUGCUAAAACCCAUGAAAAAGAUAAAAGGUACUACUGCUGUGAAGAGUGUAACUUCAUGGCAGUGACAGAAAAUGAAUUAGAAUGCCAUCGAGGCAUUGCCCAUGGAGCAGUGGUAAAAUGCCCUAUUGUCAGUUCUGAUAUAGCCCAGAGAAAAACGCAAAAAAAGACUUUCAUGAAAGACUCUGUUAUAGGAUCAUCCAAAAAAUCAGCUACCUACAUAUGUAAGAUGUGUCCUUUUACUACUUCAGCCAGAAGUAUUUUAAAAAAACACGUAGAGUACUUGCAUUCGUCAUCAUGCAUUGAUUCAUACGGUAGUCCUCUUGGACUUGAUAAAAGAAAAAGUGACAUUCUUGAAGAACCUGUAGAUAUUGAUAGCACUAAACCAUUAAUUAAACAACAGUCAGCCACAUUUCCAAAGAACUCUGCUUUAAAACAAGAUGUAAAGCGAACAUUUGGAUCAUCCUCACAAUCAAGUAAUUUUUCCAAAUUCCAUAAGCGGCCACACAGAGUACAAAAAGCUCGGAAAAGCAUUGCCCAGUCAGGUGUAAAUGUGUGCAAUCAAAACAAUUCUCACAAGACUGUUAUGAUUAAAAGCAGCACUGACCAAAAACCUAAGUAUUUCCAUCAAGCAGCAAAAGAAAAAUCUAAUGCCAAGGCAAAUAGCAACUAUUUAUAUAGACACAAAUAUGAAAACUACAGAAUGAUCAAAAAAUCAGGUGAAUCAUAUCCUCUACAUUUCAAAAAAGAAGAGGCCAGUUCAUUAAAUUCUUUACAUCUGUUCUCGUCAUCAAGUAAUUCUCACAACAAUAGUUUUAUUUCAGACCCUCAAAACUCUGACACGAAAAGGCCAGAAAGCUUCAGAGAACACAGGCGUGUAGCUGUAAAGAGAGUAGUUAAGGAAUCCAAGAAGGAAAGUUCUGUUGGAGGAGAAGACUUGGAUAGCUAUCCAGAUUUCUUGCAUAAAAUGACUGUUGUUGUUUUGCAGAAACUUAAUUCUGCUGAAAAGAAAGAUAGCUAUGAAACAGAAGAUGAAAGUUCCUGGGAUAAUGUUGAGCUAAGCGACUACACUACACAGGCCAUAGAAGAUGAAACCUAUAAUGAUAUUAAUCAAGAACAUGUAAACUUAUUCCCACUUUUUAAAAGCAAGGUAGAAGGUCAAGAGCCUGAAGAAAAUGCUACCCUUAGUUAUGAUCAAAAUGAUGGCUUUUAUUUUGAAUAUUAUGAAGAUGCUGGAACUAAUAACUUUUUGCAUGAGAUACAUGAUCCUCAGCAUUUAGAAAAUGCAGAAACUUCAUUGUCAAAGCAUAGUUCUGUUUUUCACUGGACUGAUCUGUCUCUUGAGAAGAAAUCAUGUCCUUACUGCCCAGCAACAUUUGAAACAGGUGUUGGGUUAUCAAAUCAUGUUCGAGGACAUCUUCACAGAGCUGGAUUAAGCUAUGAAGCCCGUCAUGUCGUAUCACCAGAACAAAUAGCCACAAGCGACAAAAUGCAACAUUUCAAAAGAACUGGCACAGGGACACCUGUUAAGCGAGUUAGAAAAGCUAUAGAGAAGUCUGAAACCACUUCUGAACACACUUGUCAGCUCUGUGGUGGUUGGUUUGAUACUAAAAUUGGAUUAUCGAAUCAUGUUAGAGGCCAUCUGAAAAGACUUGGAAAGACUAAAUGGGAUGCUCACAAAUCUCCUAUCUGUGUUUUGAAUGAAAUGAUGCAAAAUGAAGAAAAAUAUGAAAAAAUCUUAAAAGCAUUGAACAGUCGCCGUAUUAUUCCCAGACCAUUUGUAGCUCAAAAACUUGCAUCAAGUGAUGACUUUCUGUCUCAUAAUGUUAUACCUCUUGAAGCAUACCGUAAUGGCCUAAAGACUGAAGCUUUAUCAGUGUCUGCAUCAGAAGAAGAGGGGCUGAGUUUCUUAAAUGAAUAUGAUGAAACAAAACCAGAGCUGCCCAGUGGAAAAAAGAAUCAGUCUCUUACACUGAUAGAACUGCUUAAAAAUAAAAGGAUGGGAGAAGAAAGGAAUUCUGCUAUUUCUCCUCAAAAAAUUCAUAAUCAAACUGCAAGAAAGAGAUUUGUUCAGAAGUGUGUUCUUCCACUAAGUGAAGAUAGUCCGUUGAUGUAUCAGCCACAAAGAAUGGACUUAACUAUGCACUCAGGUAUGCCUGUGAAGCUUAGAACAUGUGUGCAUUGCAAUACGACGUUUACAAGUGCUGUUAGCCUGUCCAACCACUUACGCGCUUAUGCACGAAAGAAGAGUGCUGGACUUUUGACUGGUACAGCCUUAGAUUGUAAGCAAAAGAAAUCAAGGUCAAGAUCUGGAAGUAAGAAGAAAAUGCUAACAUUACCUCAUGGUGCUGACGAGGUUUACAUUCUCCGAUGCAGGUUUUGUGGCCUAGUCUUUCGUGGACCAUUGUCUGUUCAGGAAGACUGGAUUAAGCACUUACAACGACACAUUGUAAACGCUAAUCUUCCACGGACUGGAGCUGGCAUGGUGGAAGUCACGUCACUACUUAAAAAGCCUGCCUCCAUUACAGAAACUUCAUUUUCUCUACUAAUGGCAGAAGCAGCUUCAUAGAACAAGGAAACCUUUUAAAUAGCAAAUUUAAAUUGGAUGUAAAUUUGAAAUUCUUUGUCUUUUUUUUUUAAAGCCACGUUAAAUUAUCCGUUUAUAAAUACUAAAGCAGGAAAAUGGGGAAAAGUGAAUUACAGUGACAUCAGAGCAAACUGAGUACUUCAAACAGUAAGUAGUCUAUAUAUUUUAUAUAGGAUGGAAGCUGUGUUUUUAAGGUUUACUAAGUUUUGUCAGUUAACGGUGUUCACUCGUUGAAAGAUCAGUACAUGUAAGCAGUCAUUAAUAUACUGUUGCACAUGGAUAAUUUAAAGACAGACUUACUGGAAAAUUACAUUUUCUGCAGUGUUAACCAGAAUCAAAGUUCUGUUUAUUCCCCACAAGACUUGCAUUGAAAAAUAAGAUAUUAUAUUUUGUUUGUAUGUAUUUAGUGUUUUGUAUAAUAUCAGGAACCGCUAAACUAAAUUUACUCAACUUAGGGCAUUAAAUAUCAUGUACUUCAUAGUUUGAGACUGUUCACUCAAAUAGGGCAGAGUACAAUUCUAUCUAGAUGUGUAAGUGUUUUUUUAAAAUCACAUGGAACGGUUUUUUUUAUACUAAAAAGUGGAGGGAGAUUUGUUUAAACAAGUAUUUCUAAAAGAAAUAUGUACAUAGUCCUGGAAAUUAUUUGUGGUAAGGAAAUAUUCUUUACUCCAGUUGCAUUUCUCAGACAAUAAAGUGGUGCAUCCAUGCUACCUCCUACUUUGUCAACAAAGAUGCUAUUUACCCUUUACAUUUUUGUAUCAUAAUAGAUUUAAAAAAUCUAAUGUUCUUUAUUGCAAGACAUCCUUUUGUUAACAGAUUUGUUUCUUUUUAAUGUUUUACCUAAAUUUUGACAUGCUUACAGGACAGGUUUGCCUCUUACUUUAUUUAACAUUGUAGAAAUGUAAUUAAUAAACAAUGCUCACUACACAAUUUAGAAUAGGCUUUCUCAUUUAUAUUCCAAAUUUGAUCAGUUAGCAAAACUUAAUACAUCAAUUGAAAUAUUUCUACAUAUGAUGAGAAUGUUUACAAUUUAAAUUUUAGAACUUGUUUUGGAUGUGACUAUAUGUACGAAAAUCGUGUAACACUAUGCUCAUGCUAAGAACCGACAUAACGGAAUUACUGAAAUAAAUGUGCUGUGAGGAAUGGAAAAUAUGGUGCAGAUGUCUUGGUCAUGAUAAAUUGUGAUUCUUUUAAACUCUUUCCAAAAACAAAUUAGUUCUUUUAACCUGCAAACAGAUUCCUUUACAAAUAACAGUUUUUGUAUGCAAGCACCAUUUCAUUUUAUUUAAUGUAGUAUGGCUAAUACUAUAGUUGAAACAAGGAUAUGCAUUGAUAAUUUUCUUCGUAUGUAAAUAAAGUUAAAAACAGUUAAAAUAAGGAGUAUUUUGGUAGAGUAUAUACAUACCUCACUGCCAGUGAAUUGCUUUCCUAUGGUAUAUCUCCUUACCAGAAAAAUCUCUAAAUAAAAAAAGA